Molecule: messenger RNA, 2160 nt
Organism: Trichomycterus rosablanca
Lineage: Eukaryota; Metazoa; Chordata; Actinopteri; Siluriformes; Trichomycteridae
Gene: yy1b
Product: YY1 transcription factor b
Exons: 5
Coding region: 86-1249 (387 amino acids)
Biological process (GO): regulation of transcription by RNA polymerase II
Cellular component (GO): chromatin; PcG protein complex; transcription regulator complex
Molecular function (GO): RNA polymerase II cis-regulatory region sequence-specific DNA binding; DNA-binding transcription factor activity, RNA polymerase II-specific
Source: RefSeq, a predicted model, not a curated record
AGAGGGAGGGCGGCCGUCGUUUCCUUUCACUGAGGGGGUGUGUUGUGUGUUUGUGGGGCAACCAGCUCUGUGUGUAUGUGAGCGCAUGAAAGCAAGCAAGCUGGCGGACUUUAACAUGGCAUCCGGGGAGACGCUGUAUAUAGAGACGGACGGCUCGGAGAUGCCGACUGAGAUCGUGGAGCUGCAUGAGAUCGAGGUGGAGAGCAUAGAGACCACAGUGGUCGGGACUGAUGAGGACGAGGAUGAUGAGGAGGACGAGGACGAGGACGAGGACGAGGAUGAUGAUGAUGAUGAUGAUGAUGAUGAACAGCCCAUGAUUGCUUUACAGCCUUUAGAUACAGAUCAGGUCCACCACCACCACCACCAUCAGGAGGUGAUUCUGGUGCAGACCCGGGAGGAGGUGGUCGGAGGAGAUGAUCUGCGGGCGGAUGAUAGCUUUGAGGAUCAGAUUCUGAUCCCGGUCCAGGCACCGGGGGUGGAUGAGGACUAUAUCGGACAGACUCUGGUGACUGUAGCGGGGAAGAGCUCUGUAGGGCGGGUGAAGAGGAGCACAAGCAGCGGGAAGAAAGCGGCUAAAAAGAGCUACCUGAGCGGCUCUGAGGGUACAGGGAGGAAAUGGGAGCAGAAACAGGUUCAGAUCAAAACACUGGAGGGAGAAUUUUCAGUGACGAUGUGGGCAUCAGAUGACAAAAAGGACAUUGACCAUGAAACGGUGAUUGAGGAGCAGAUUAUUGGAGAGAACUCUCCUCCAGAUUAUUCUGAAUACAUGACUGGAAAGAAGCUUCCUCCUGGUGGCAUACCUGGCAUCGACCUCUCUGACCCUAAACAGCUGGCAGAGUUUGCCAGAAUGAAACCACGGAAGGUCAAGGAGGAUGAUGCACCUAGGACGAUAGCUUGUCCCCACAAAGGUUGCACUAAGAUGUUCAGGGAUAACUCUGCGAUGAGGAAGCACCUCCACACUCACGGGCCGAGAGUUCACGUGUGCGCUGAAUGUGGAAAAGCCUUUGUGGAGAGUUCAAAACUAAAGCGCCAUCAACUUGUUCACACUGGGGAAAAGCCUUUCCAGUGUACGUUUGAAGGCUGUGGAAAACGCUUCUCUCUGGACUUUAACCUCCGCACACAUGUGCGAAUUCACACCGGGGACCGCCCGUACGUCUGUCCAUUCGACGGCUGCAAUAAAAAGUUUGCUCAGUCUACCAACCUCAAGUCCCACAUCCUUACACAUGCAAAAGCCAAAAACAACCAGUGAGCUCCCGUGUUCUGUUUUUCUUUUUCCUGAACUCAACCUCAACGUGUCAGCAUCUUAACACCGGAGGCAUGAACUCCGCUCCUCUGUGGUUCUUCUAAAGAGUGGGGGGUAAAAGACCCCAAUGGACUUAAAGAGCUGAAUUAGGGUAUACUGUAAAAGUAAAUUAUUGGGAACCCCUGUAUCCUUAAAUAAGCCUGAUAAGUGUGUGGCCUUUACUGAGGAGCAGAGCCCAGCCGUGUCCGGCCCAGCUGACCAUCCACGUUGCGACGGCUUAAUGAAGCCUGUUAAAUGAUGGAACUUCUCGACACUCAUCUGUAGACACUGCUUUUUACCACAAUGGUGAGCAAAAAUAUUGGAUAUAUGCUCCAUUUCUUUUCAUAAGUACUAAAUUUCACCACAGACAAAGGUUUUAAUUUUGUAUUUUUCUUAGUGUGCAUAUUGUACACUUAUGUUUGAAUGUAUGAGGGUUUAAGGUUUUGCUAAGGAUGUGUUGUUCAUUAAAGGGUUGAUACUACUUACUGUAAGAUGAUACUUUAAAAGUAUUUUAUGUAAAAAUGUUAUAUUUUCUAUUUUAUUUGGUUUUGGUUGUAUUCUAACCAUUGAAAACGUGUGUAGAAGUGUACUGGAAGGCUGUUAAGAAAAUUGUGUAGAACAGAAUGGCAGUGUGAUUGCAAGUGUGUACUGCUUUAAAGCAUUAGUUUGCUUUUGUCAUUUGUCACAUAGUUUCACAUCCUGUAGCAUAGAUGCAUUAAUUCACCUUUAAAGCAAUCUGUUAAAACAUGUCUCCAAAUAAAUCAGAGUGUGAGCUCAUUUCCUUUGUUUAUGUAUUGUGAAGGCUUCAGCCUUGAAGUGUUCUUUGUUAAUAUUUACACCAUGUAUUUCAGUAUACAAUUAAAAACAAAAUCCCAUAA